This is a messenger RNA of Ananas comosus (pineapple), 3882 nucleotides long. RefSeq names its product homeobox-leucine zipper protein ROC6-like. NCBI's taxonomy places the organism in Eukaryota, Viridiplantae, Streptophyta, Magnoliopsida, Poales, Bromeliaceae. Bases 795 to 3329 code for a protein of 844 amino acids. The transcript is spliced from 9 exons. Gene Ontology annotation, molecular function: DNA binding; lipid binding; DNA-binding transcription factor activity, RNA polymerase II-specific. Gene Ontology annotation, biological process: regulation of DNA-templated transcription. The record is from RefSeq and is a predicted model, not a curated record.
UGCUCGUAGAGUCCACACGUCCGGUUCUAUCUUGGCCGUUUUGGUCUUCUCUCUGCCACUUCUCCUUCUUCUUCUUCUGCUUCCUCCUCCUCCUCUUUGCUUCCUCUUUCUCUCUCUCUCUCUCUCAUGCUCUCAGAGAAAGCAAGAGAAUGGAGUAGAGGGGAGGUGGGUGCACAGGUCUUUUUUUCCUAGCCUUUUUGGUGCUCUUACCGGUGUUGUGUAAAUGGGUUGGUUUUUUGGGUUAGGGUUAGGGUUAGGGUUGUGAGUAGGUGAGAGAGAAAGAGAGAGAGAGAGAGAGGGAGGAGGGAGAGGGAGAGAGAGAAAGAGGUUAUUAUACUACCAAGGUGGUGGAUCUCACCUCACUCACAUACUUGGGCUUUUUUCUCUCUCUUUCCACCCUUUGUGUUCCUUCAUAGGGGGAGAGAGAGAGAGAGAGAGAGAGAGAGAGAGAGAGUUGGAGGGAUUGGUUUCAUAGCAAAGUUUAAGCAUUUGACUCCUCUAGUCUCUCUCCGUUUCUUAUUCUUUUUUAAUUCGUAUUUAUUUUCUUCUAUCUAUUCCCCCUUCUAUUUUGGGCACUUGCCCCUUUGGUUCUUCGUGUCGCUUCUCUUUCCUCUUGUCUACAGUGCGAGUCACAAGAGAGAGAAAAAAAAAAAAAAAGAAUCAGGAGAAUUUACAUACAUAAUAAGAAAGGAGGGAUCUUUGGGAGGGAAAAGGAGCAACUUUUGGCGCUAAAGGAAUCGAUUACUGAUCAAAAUAGAGCUUGGGCGCUUUUUCUUUUUUCUAUUUUAAUUUUAAUGAGUUUCGGCGGCUUGUUCGACGGCGGCGGAGGCGGCAGCUCGGGCGCUUUCCCUUUCGGCAGCGCAACGAUGCCCCCCGGCGCCGUCUCGCAACCGCGAACCCUCUCCCCCGCGAUCUCGAAAGCCGGGUUCAGUACUUCCCCCGCCCUCUCCCUCGGCCUGCAAACGAACUUGGACGUGCAAGGAGAGAUGAAUCGCAUGGGAAUUAUGGGCGUCGGAGGCGGCAGCGGCGGCAGAGCGGGGAGCGGAGACGGGGACUCGAUGGGACGGAACAAGGAGGACGAGAACGAGAGCCGAUCCGGGGGGAGCGACAACUUGGACGGAGCCUCCGGUGACGACCUCGACGGCAACGAGAACCCGCGCAAGAAGAAGCGGUACCACCGCCACACCCCUCAGCAAAUCCAAGAGCUCGAAUCAUUGUUCAAGGAGUGCCCUCACCCGGACGAGAAGCAGCGGCUGGAGCUGAGCAAGCGGCUUUGCCUGGAAAGUCGGCAAGUGAAGUUUUGGUUCCAAAACAGACGCACCCAAAUGAAGACCCAGAUCGAGCGGCACGAGAACGCGCUCCUCCGGCAGGAGAACGACAAGCUGCGGGCGGAGAACCUGACGAUCCGGGAGGCGAUGCGGAACCCGAUCUGCACCAACUGCGGCGGCCCCGCCAUGCUGGGCGAGGUCUCGCUGGAGGAGCAGCACCUCCGGAUCGAGAACGCGCGCCUCAAGGACGAGCUCGACCGCGUCUCCGCGCUCGCGGGCAAGUUCCUCGGCCGCCCGAUCUCCGCCCUCGCCAGCCCCAUCCCUCAGAUGCCGAAUUCCUCGCUGGAGCUCGCCGUCGGCACCAACGGCUUCGCCGGCCUCGGCUCCGUCGCCCACACGCUCUCCGCCAUCCCCGAUUUCGUCCCCAGCGCGAUGGUGGGACCCAUCACUCCGCCGCCGACGGCGCACCGAAUGCUCGACGGGCCGUUCGAGCGAAGCGUGUUCCUCGAGCUGGCGCUGGCGGCGAUGGAGGAGCUGGUGAAGAUGGCGCAGAUGGAGGAGCCGCUCUGGAUCCCGACCUUCGACGGCACCGCGGAGACGCUCAACUACGACGAGUACCGCAGCACUUUCCCGCGGAUCAUCGGCCCCAGGCCCUCCGGGUACGUCUCGGAGGCGACGAGGGAGAUGGGGAUGGUGAUCAUCAACAGCGUCGCGCUCGUCGAGACGCUCAUGGACGCAAAUCGUUGGGCCGAUAUGUUCCCGUGCAUGAUCGCGAGAACAAGCACGACGGAAGCGAUAUCCAGCGGAGUAGGAGGAACAAGAAAUGGAGCACUUCAACUUAUGCAUGCGGAGCUCCAGGUUUUGUCGCCGCUAGUUCCGGUCCGGGAAAUGCAGUUCCUGAGGUUCUGUAAACAGCAUGCGGAGGGGGUGUGGGCUGUGGUGGAUGUCUCCAUUGAUGGUCUCAGAGAUCAUAACACUUCUGCCGCUGCUGCUGCUGCUGCUGCUGCUAACACCCCUUACAUGAGCUGUAGGAGGCUGCCUUCCGGGUGUGUGGUCCAAGACAUGCCUAAUGGGUAUUCAAAGGUAACAUGGGUGGAGCACGCGGAGUACGACGAGACGGGAGUGCACCAGCUGUACCGGCCGCUUUUGUCGUCCGGGCUGGCGUUCGGCGCCCGGCGGUGGGUGGCGACGCUCCAGCGCCAGUGCCAGUGCCUCGCCAUUCUGAUGUCCUCCUCCGUCCCCGCCCGCGACCACGCCGCAGCGAUAACGCCGGGGGGCCGGCGGAGCAUGCUGAAGCUGGCGCAGCGGAUGACGGACAGCUUCUGCGCGGGGGUGUGCGCGUCGGCGGCGCAGAACUGGCGGCGGCUGGACGAGUGGGGGUGCGCGGGGGUCGGGGACGAGGUGCGGGUGCUGACGCGCCAGAGCGUCAGCGACCCGGGCGAGCCCCCCGGCGUCGUCCUCAGCGCCGCCACCUCCGUCUGGCUCCCCGUCCCGCCGCACCGCCUCUUCGACUUCCUCCGCGACGAGCGCCUCCGCAGCCAGUGGGACAUCCUCUCCAACGGCGGGCCCAUGCAGGAGAUGGCCCACAUCGCCAAGGGCCAGCACCACGGCAACGCCGUCUCCCUCCUCCGCGCCGGCGCUGUGAAUUCGAACCAGAGCAGCAUGCUGAUCCUGCAGGAGACGUGCACCGACGCGUCGGGCUCGCUGGUGGUGUACGCCCCCGUCGACGUCCCCGCGAUGCACCUCGUCAUGAACGGCGGUGACUCCGCCUACGUCGCCCUCCUUCCCUCCGGCUUCGCCAUCCUCCCCGACGCCCCCCGCAGCAAUCCGAACAUUCCCAAUUCCAACCCCCCAACAUCCGCCGCCCCCUCCGACGCCAACAUCGACGGCAGCAGCGUUGGCGGGGGGUCGCUCGUCACCGUCGCGUUCCAGAUCCUCGUCAACAGCCUCCCGACCGCGAAGCUCACCAUGGAGUCCGUCGAGACCGUCAACAACCUCCUCACCUGCACCAUCCAGAAGAUCAAGGCCGCGCUCCAGAACGACAACAUCAUCUCACCGUAACUAGUCCCAAUCCCCAAAAUAAGAAGAUUUCAUUCGAAAAAAGGAAAAAAAUGUUAUAUUUAAGAUAUAUUUCUGCUCGUAAUAUAUAUAUAUAGAGCUAGCCUUAGGCGAGCACACAUUAGUGGGUUGAGUCAAGAACGAACCGCGACGACGACGACGACGACGCAUAUAUCGUAACCCUUGCUAAGUGCUAAGGAACGCACGUAGCCGAGUGCGUGCGUGGGUGCAUGCAUGCGUGCAUGGUUUUUUUAGCACGAGAGCAAUGGUGGUGGUUCGGGUAUUGACUUGGUCUCCAAACAGUGGCAAUCCCAGGCUUUUGCUGCAUAGUGUUGUUGUUAUUCAAUAGAUGCAUAUUUAUAUUUAUGUAUUUUCAUUAUGCAUAGUUUUUCGGAAUCUCCAAAGGGGGAUAGAGAGAAAAAGAGAGAGAGAUCGAGCUUAUAGAUUGAGUCAAAGAAUCCCCAACUAUGCUGUGUUGUAGUGUUUGAUUUAAGUCAUGAUUGUUGGUUAGUUAAUUUUCCUUUUAAUAUUAUCAUUGUGUACUUUUCCUUUUGUA